Erpetoichthys calabaricus (reedfish) is the source of this 1837-nucleotide messenger RNA. Its product is annotated as calcium homeostasis modulator protein 1. The record is from RefSeq and is a predicted model, not a curated record. The coding region runs from base 250 to 1191 and encodes 313 amino acids. The transcript is spliced from 2 exons. Lineage: Eukaryota; Metazoa; Chordata; Cladistia; Polypteriformes; Polypteridae. Gene Ontology annotation, molecular function: monoatomic cation channel activity.
UAAUGUUCAUUCGUCGGAGGCAAAGAAAACCAACAGUCUUCGGGAGGAAGCAUACGACAGGACAUGUUUUCGCUCCGUUUUUGCAGCUCGCUAUUUCAAGCCAAGCGAAUUGCGAUCUUCUCUUAUAUAGCGGCAUUUACGUGGAGCAAAAUCAGGCAGUGGUUUGAAUGAACAGUUCUAACUAAUUUGGAAACAACGUUGACGCUUAUAGUGGUUCUAGCGGAUUAGGGACCAAAAACAGUCGCCGGCAUGGAUAAGUUCCGCAUGAUUUUCCAGUUUCUUCAGUCCAACCAGGAGUCGUUCAUGAAUGGCAUCUGCGGAAUCAUGGCGCUGGCUAGUGCGCACAUGUACUCAGCCUUCGACUUCAACUGCCCCUGUCUGCCUGAGUAUAACUACUCUUACGGAAUGGGCAUCCUGGCGCUCCCUCCUUUCGUACUUUUUUUAGUGGGCUUCAUCAUGAACAAUAAUGUGUCCAUGCUGGCAGAAGAGUGGAAGAGGCCAAUCGGCCAGCGCAGGAAGGACCCAGCGGUGCUGCGCUACAUGUUCUGCUCCAUGACACAGCGGGCCAUGAUUGCACCAGUGGUUUGGAUUUCUGUCACCCUCCUUGACGGGAAAAGCCUGACGUGUGCUUUCAGUGUCAAUUUACAGCUAGAGAAAUUUGGCAAUGUGAGCACACAAGGGCUAUCGCAGGAUGAGCUCAUCCGAUUACUGGCUAAAAUCCCCUGCAAGGACAUCUUCGACGGACAUGCAGUGGUCUCCCGGGAAGCUGCUGAGCGCUACCUGCGCUGCAUAUCUCAGGCAAUUGGCUGGACAUUCCUCUUGCUGAUGACCAUGAUGGCAUUUCUUGUAAGGGCAAUCCGCCCUUGUUUCACCCAGGCUGCCUUCCUGAAAACCAAAUACUGGUCGCAUUACAUCGACAUUGAGCGCAAACUUUUUGAUGAGACAUGCACGGAGCAUGCCAAGAGCUUUGCCAAGAUUUGCAUUCAGCAGUACUUUGAGAGCAUCAAGGGGGAGAUGUGCCACUUCCAUCAGCACCACCGGGUGCGACAUCAUAGCAAGGAAUCGGAGGAGGAUGCUAAAGGAGAUGAUGACAAGCUGUUGGGCAUCACUGACCAGGAGGACAUGAAUAAGGUCCUAAAAAAUUGGCAUCAGUGCAAGCCUCCACUUAACCUGGCCAAACCUGGUUGCUAAAUGGCAAUGGGUGUGCCAAACCCAAUAACACGGAAGACAAAUCUGUCAAUUCCAGGAAAACACUGGUGGCUUAUUAUAGCAAAGUCUGAAGGAUAUGGAUAUGGGGUAAUUAGGACACUCGAAUCAUGGGGUAAAAUAAUACGUCCUGACGUUCAAACUUGACUACAACUGCUGUAAUGUAAUCUGCGAGCAUUGCACUGCUCUUCAUUUAUCACAUUGAUAAUUCACUAGAAAGAUGAUAGGAUGGUUAAAUAUGUGACAUAUUCAGUAAAUUAACAAAGUCUAAGAUACACUGGCCUCCCAGCCAGGACAGGUGCUUACCAUGUACAGUUAAGGUUAGGGAGAGGGAUUUUGGACAAUUCAAGUGAAUUGAAUGACUGAGCCUUUUGUUCUCAUCAUAAUUGUUCUAAAGCUCUAAUGGUUGCCCCCCACCUAAGAAUAAAUCUGCCAACUGGGAUCAAGCAAAUGUGAAUGGAUGAAUGUGCUGGAAGGUUGUAGUCAUGGCAAAGGGCAUCACCUUAACUUUAUCUUAGCAUCUGAAAUAGUGAGGAGCUCCCUUGUUGAAGAGUUUAUAAUUGCUCUUAGACCUAUCUGCGAAGAUGAACUUUGAUAACUGGAUAGUAUCAUUUACUUUAGCCCAUAACAU